Helicoverpa zea (corn earworm) is the source of this 3791-nucleotide messenger RNA. Its product is annotated as titin. Bases 1 to 3231 code for a protein of 1076 amino acids. Lineage: Eukaryota; Metazoa; Arthropoda; Insecta; Lepidoptera; Noctuidae. The transcript is spliced from 5 exons. The record is from RefSeq and is a predicted model, not a curated record.
AUGGGUAUUAUUUGGAAAUCCGCCAUGCCUUUAUUGACCACGUUGGCCGCUUUGGUGAUAAUAGUACAUUCGGCAGAAGAGGACUUGGAGGCGGAGUAUCGACAUGAUUUGAGGCCUAGGAUAUUGGAUACAGGAACACCUAGCUACGAUCAGCCGUGGAGAGCAAUAGAAGCAGACCCUCUAGUGCAAGAACCAAGAAAUACGGAAAAUUGGAAUAACGAAUCACCUGACGAGCCCCCAAAACGUCGCAGACCGGGACGUAAACGAAAACGUCGCCAGCAAACUAGCUCAGCAGAAGAUCUCGAACCACAAGACAGAAUUGUAUAUCCUGACGAACCACCUCGACCCUACUUUGAAGUAGAUUUCGAAAACACACACAGAACAACAGAAAUGCCUAAAAGAAGACGAAAGAUACCAGAAAAUAGACCAAUCCGUUGGACAGACGACGUUGUCGAGAUUGAGAGACCGGUUAGAAGAAGAGGUCAGAGAAGGAAGCGACCUUCCCUGGAGGCUUGGCCUGAAUUAAACGAAUUUAAAAAUAUCGAUCCCGCAAGCGAACCUGAAGCAAAAACAGAAACACUUGAUCAAGUAAACAUCGACGAUAUUAGAGUGGAAAUUCCACAAGCAGAGUUUGUACAAAUGAAUAAAAAUAUAGAGGAAAAACCUGAACAAAGGCCUUCUAAACUGAAAUUAGAACUGAAACAGCUGGCAACCGACGUCAUAAUUCCCCUACCAGUAGACGACUCUGAAGGUAUCCUUGCUCCUCAAAGAGUUCAUGCAGCCGAAGAUAAAUCCUUGUCAGAGUUUUCUUCAGAAUUUUUCAUGACAGAACCAAAACCUACAAAACGAAGCAAUAGUCUAAAUAUACUAGAACAUCAAAUAAACAACAAAUCUGAAAUAAAGGAAGGAUUUGAUAAAGCACAGGAUAGUUAUCUAAUGGAUCCAUUAACGCUAAAAGAUAUAUUGAAGAGAUCCAACGGUACAAGUUUAAGUGAAAUCCUGCAACAACAUAAUCUAUCGUUGACUGACUUGCUUCAUGGAAAGCAACACGCAGUGUCAAUAUUUAAAUCUCGUGACUCGAUAGAAGUCCAAAAUAGAAAUCCGACGGAAACAAGAAAUGAAUUAGACACAAGACAGGAGUUACAAGAUAAAGAUAGAUCAGAAGAGCAAACUCUAAUUAAUUUAGAAACAAAAUAUGAACCUGCUUCGGACCUUAUACCUGAAACGCAAACAGAAGAUGGUAAAAAAGAUGAAGACCCAGUUACAACAACUAUGAAACCUGUGGAAAAGACUCCGAAGAUUUCUACAAGACGUCGGUUUCCACAAGGCGUGCGUAAAAAGUUACGCAUGAGACCGAUGAUGAACGAUACAUACAAGGGCCAACUGAGUAGGGAUUUGGUAACAUUAAAUUCGAGAAAGUAUUCACAUUAUAGGAGGAACAUGACUAAGUCUAAAGAAUGGCGGGAUGUGUUACCAUCUAUGAUGCAGAACAAUAGACCUGGCGAGAAAAAUCCCACUGUUAAGGUAGAAACUACUACAAUGGCGAUUAUACCAGAAGAAACUACUAUAACAUUUGAAGUUGCUUUUAAUAACAUUUCAUCUGAAGAAAUAAACUUACAAGAUGAUUUGAACAUCAAACUUGAUGACAUCGAUAUGGAAACGACGGAGGCUGCCACAAUACCGACGGAAGAAAUAAUUACUGAAACUCCAAAGCCGAUAACAGAAAAGUCGAUGGUUGUACCUAUGAUUAGACAAUCAGUAAAUUCAUCGGGUUUACGAAGACAGGCAUUUAACAAUAGACUUAAAAGGAAACGCCUAAAGCAUAAAAACGCCACGACCGAACCACCGCAAGAUGACAUUAUAAAACACUUAUUCGGACUGGGUACUUUAGUUUCAUCUUCUGAGUUUAUAGCAAGAACGGAAGAUACGAAAUCGGUAGAAAAUGAUGACAAUGAUCUAACUACAUUGGAAGACUUUAUUACAACCGAAAGCACGCACAUGACUGAAAAUGGUGCAGUUAAGUCCAGAACGACAGUGUCGAUUGCCGAGACACCAAUUCCAAUAUCCAGUACAACAGAAGAAACUGCCAAAAUAGAGAUUGAAGAAAUUCUUAAUGACACUCGAACGAGUGCCAAACUAUCUAAGAUAUUGAUGGAACGAAAUAUGACACUAAGCGAACUUGUAGAACACAGGGAACGUGGAUCCAGCCAUGUGCAUUUGGCUGACAUAUUCCACAACGCAUCUCGAGAACCAAAUCCACCAGAGCCGUUCUUAUCUAAGUCUCUUUUAGAACCUAUAUCAAAAGAGACUUAUCCAUUGAGAGCUCUUUUAGAUGCUAAUUUGCAUGAUCCAAAUGCAAGAAUCACAACAGAUGAGCCAGGUAUGAUAAGCAAUGUGAAUAUCCCUGUUGUAAUGGACUUCAGAAACAAUGUGAAUGAAAAUGCAGAAAAUAUGGGUAUCAUGUCCUUAUUCCAUAAUUUUACCAAGCUCGCAAAUACAACUAUACUGACUGACUCAGAGGGGAGCGCGUACAAGACGUCGAUAGAACCCGUUAAUGUAACAAAUGUAAAUAACGUAAAUAACGCUUCUGAACCUACCCGAGAGAGCCGAGUUUUAAGCGAAGGCCACGACAUAGUCGAUGAUAUAGUCAGCUGGAACGAAAUAUUUUCACUGAUGGGAAGGAAUCACAAUAACGAUACACCAUCAAACUCUAUAGAAGGGCUAUCAUUGCAACCAUUUAAGAAAAUCAGACUGGACGAGGACGCGGAUGGCGACGGUUUAAUAGUAUUAGAGGACCUCCAACACCUUAAAGAUUUUGAAAACAACAUUGCUUCUGAUUCUGAUGAGAAAAUAGAAGUCAACGGCUAUGACAAUAAAGAGGAUUCACAUAAAGCAGGUAUUCUCGAUACAAUACCUGCCCAAACCAAAUCCGUGACAGUGGCUACGGCUAGCAUUGCUGGUUUGGCAAUGAUAUUAUUCUUACUGACUUACGCAACAUUCAAAUGGAGGCAGCAGAGGUCAGUGAUAAGAAAGAAACGUAGUUUCGCCGACGAACGAAUUCCAACACCUGUGUUUGAAAAUAGAAAAGGUCAUAAGCAUAACAGCAGUACACGCAGUAUUAGUCCCAUGUUGCAGACAUCUAAUAUUUACACACUGAAUACAUUAGAUUCACAAAAUGGUAAAGAUUCACCUGACUACAUGUGGGAUACUUUAAGAAAACCAUUCCAGUAGGCAAUAUUUAAGUUAUUAACUAGUUUCUGGACGAAUUGGUUAUGUUAGAUUAAUUACUAUGUAAUAUAAAUAGUUGAUAUAAAUAAUGGGUGUUUUCUACAAUACUGAAGUGUAUAGAUAUUUGAAAUCGAAAAUUGUGGAAAAGGCCUCAUAUUUUAAACUAGUGACCUGAUACUGAUUAAGAUUUUUAUAAAAUAGAUCAAUCACAAAUAAAUUACCACAAUACUGUUCCUCUGCUGUUUCAGAUAUAUUUCUUAGGUCUUAGUCUUAUAUUGCUCUUCAGAAGCAAUAUACAUAGAUACGUAAAUAUGUACUUGCUAUGAUUGUUUCUGGUACAAUACAAUUAUAUUUGCACCAACCAGCAAAACUAUUUAUCUGUACAAUAACUAAAUUAUUUCCUCCUUUUUAAAUUGAUAUUGCAACAAAUAUCAAUAUGUUAAAUAUAAUAUUAAUUUAUUUGUUUCAUUUCAGUAUUAUGCUUUAAGUGCAAUGUGACAUAUCAAAGACAUUUUUGAGUGUUUCUUAUUUUUUAUAGAGUUAUCCUUAAAAAAUAAAAUAAU